AUGCCGAGUGGCAUGGAGGGCGAAAACGCCAAAAUUUCCCGAUUGAGAACCAUCUCCACCGUCCAAUUUGCGAUGGAUUUGCAAAGCUACGAAGAAAUACUCAUGACCCCGCGGACUGACGCAAACCCAUCAUUCGUCUUGCGCGCCGUCAAGGACGUUGUCAUUGAAGACCGUCCCAAGCCCGUCCUCAAAGAUCCCCACGAUGUUAUUGUGCAUGUCGCGCAAACCGGAAUCUGCGGUAGCGAUGUCCACUACUGGCAACGCGGCCGUAUCGGCGACUACAAGCUGACUGGCCCCAUGGUCUUGGGCCACGAAUCUGCCGGCGUUGUCGUCGAAACCGGCGACAAAGUCACCGACCUCAAGCCCGGCGACCGCGUCGCUAUGGAGCCCGGCGUACCUUGCCGACGAUGCGAGUACUGUCGCAAGGGCUCUUACCAUCUCUGCGGCGACAUGAUCUUCGCGGCCACUCCGCCCUGGGACGGCACUCUGGCUAAGUACUAUGUCAAUGCGGCGGAUUUCUGCUACAAGGUGCCCGACUCGAUGACCCUGGAGGACGCGGCGAUGGUCGAGCCGGUUUCUGUCGCAGCAGCUAUUGCAAAGACGGCUGGGUUGCGAGCACACCAGACUGUACUUGUGCUUGGUUGUGGCCCCAUCGGGGUUCUGUGCCAGGCUGUUGCGAAGGCGUAUGGCGCGAAGAUGGUCGUGGGCGUUGAUGUGGUGCAGUCGCGACUGGAUGUUGCUAAGUCUUAUGGCACCGACCAUGUUUACACUCCUACUCGUGCCGAGCCCGGCGCGGAUCCCAUGGAGCAUGCGGAGAAGGUGGCGCUACAGAUGAACAAGGAGCUGGGCCUUGGUGAUGGGGCUGAUGUUGUUCUUGAGUGUUCUGGUGCCGAGCCCUGUGUUCAGCUCGGUAUUUAUGCGGCUAAGCGCGGCGCUACAUUUGUACAGGCGGGAAUGGGUAAAGAGAACAUUGCCUUUCCCAUCACUGCCGUGUGCACUCGUGGCUUGAUUAUUAAGGGAUCUAUUCGCUAUCUUGCAGGCUGUUACCCUGCCGCCAUUGAUCUGAUUGCCAAGGGUCUGAUCGAUGUGAAGCGGUUGAUCACAAAUCGGUACAAGUUCGAGGACUCAGAGAAGGCAUUCGAGCUUGUCAAGGCAGGGCGGCAAGAUGUGUUUAAGGUGAUGAUCGCUGGCGUGGGCUACUGA
Molecule: messenger RNA, 1203 nt
Organism: Penicillium alfredii
Lineage: Eukaryota; Fungi; Ascomycota; Eurotiomycetes; Eurotiales; Aspergillaceae
Product: NAD(P)-dependent alcohol dehydrogenase
Exons: 3
Coding region: 1-1203 (400 amino acids)
Biological process (GO): D-sorbitol catabolic process
Molecular function (GO): L-iditol 2-dehydrogenase (NAD+) activity; zinc ion binding
Source: RefSeq, a predicted model, not a curated record